CUUUUUGUCAAUCCCAGCCGACAGUGUUUGUCUUAAAUUUAAUCAAUUUAAAAAAAUAUUUUGAAACUUCAGUAACUAGUAACAAAGGCAAAAUUUAGAAGACUAUAUAGAGCAAUCGGUGUAUAAAAUUUAACUCGCGUUCCUCUCUCAAUUCGAUAUGGAGGGAGACAACGUAGUUGUCGAUAUUCCGAUCUGUUCAAGUGUAUUAUCCACAGACAUGAACACGGCAAGCACUGACAAAACAGAUGAACUGACCAGGAAAUGCCCACUGUGCCAAUCAGAUAUAAGAUUGUUCUUCAUAAACUACAAUGAGAAAUUUCUCAUGUGCGAAAACACUGAAUGUGAGUUCCCUUUUGGGUAUGAGGAGCUGCAGUUUGUCACUAUUGACAGUGACAUCUCUAUGGCUGAUGUGUGCAGUGUACGCAGCGGGGUAAGUCUGCCCUCACCGCGGUAUACUGCCUCUAGCGUUUCCCAGUCUGGACUGUCUGAAAUGGAACGAAUUAACCAAAUGUAUGAAUCAGGUGAGGACAACGAGAUUAACGAAGAACAAGAAAUACAUAAAAAGGAACUAAAGAAAGCAAAUAAAGAAAAGUAUUUGAAGAAGAAACUAAAAAAAGAAAGUGAUGAAAAAAUUAGGAAGCACCUUGAGGACAUUGACAAUUUGCAUAAGGAGCUGCUCUCACACACAUCUCCACAGAGUGAUGUUGGUCAGAUUAGGAAUCAAAAGUGGAUUAGGAAGUUGAAAAGUCUCCAGGAGGCGAGUGGUGUGGAUGACUUGGUGAAACCAGAGGAGAUGCAGCUACUGAAGAAAGAAGAGCCAGUACUGGGUCUGGGGGAGCUCAAGAUCGACAUUGAUCCUGGGGACAGCUCCAGCAUGUCCACCAUUAAGAUUGCUAUACAACAUGCUGACACUGAGGAAAACAUAAAAUAAAUUUUGAAUAUCAAAGUAACUUUAGUACCGACAGUGUACCCAGGUUUAUUAUAAAUUGGUAAGACAUUUAAGAACAUUGGUUUAAAAAAACAAUGUCCACCUCCGCCUUUUAUUUAAUAGCUUGAGCUUUUUGUUUCUGAUAUGUACCUUAGUUUAUUUAAUUUUUUAAAUUGUUAAAUAUUCUGACAAGUUAGUUAUUAUGAAACAUUUCAAGAAGCUGACUUUUUAUUUGUGAUACUAGAAUAGAAUAUUAAUUAAAUAUAUUUGCCCUAUUUGUUAUAUUGUUUUUCUUAUAAAGCUUAGGAAUAUGUUUACUUUUAGAAGUUUAUGGAUUUGCCAGUGAGUCAUGUAUCAUUUUAAAUUGGUUCUGAAAAUGUAUUGUGAAAUUAUUUAUUGAAUGGAUAAAUUAAAAAUAACAGUAUGGAAACAAAACAAACAAAUACGUCUUUUUGUGUUUAUUGUGUAUCCCAC
This is a messenger RNA of Hyposmocoma kahamanoa, 1402 nucleotides long. RefSeq lists its product as uncharacterized. Lineage: Eukaryota; Metazoa; Arthropoda; Insecta; Lepidoptera; Cosmopterigidae. The coding region runs from base 158 to 931 and encodes 257 amino acids. The record is from RefSeq and is a predicted model, not a curated record. The transcript has 3 exons.